UAAAUACAGAGAAAUUAUUAAUGAUGUUUUGUCUUUUAAGGAACAUGUUCAUUCUCCCAACAAAAAGGAUACACUUUUUAUUAUACUUUGUUAUAGAAACAAGUCUUGUUUUUCUCUUUAUGUAAAAUAUAAAAUGUUUAAAUCAGUCUUUUUCCUGGACUGAGCAUUGAGAAAUACUGCAUAUUGAUCUUUCUGCUUAUUGACUUUGCAUUUUGGGAUUGAUAAUUUAUCUUUUUCAGCUUGGAAGAGCUCCUUCCAGAGAUUUUCAGCCAAACUGAAAACUCAGGACUCUGCGUGAGACACUUCAAAAAUCUUAAAAUUAUUUAGAAAAAGCCUGCUGGUCAAAUUAAAACUUUUACUCUAAGCUCACACCUAACGCAUGCAUGAAUAAUUCUGAGCUUAACUGUAUAUUUUGAAAGAAACUUGAAUCUGAUCUGCAUCUGCAAAAUUUAGUUUCCCUUAAUAAAGAUAAAGCCCGGGGUCUAGCAAAAAUACAUUUCAUAUAGUUUUGUACUCUGUUUUAUGGUCAUUGUGCGACACUGAUACUAACAUUACAACAGAAAGCUAUGAUCUCAAUGGAGUGAACCUGGUUAAAUAGGAGAAAAUUGUUUUAUUGGUCAAAUGAAGAUUUAAAUAAAUUAUGACUACUUUUUAUGGAUUCAAGAAAUUUAGCAUUUCUCAAAUGCAAAUCAAAACUGGAUGGACUAAAAAAAAAAAACUAAUAGAUAAAAAAAAAAAAAGUUCUUUGGAUUUUAGGCAGUCAUACUGCCAGAGCUAAAAUUCAGAGAGAACUGGAGCCUCUAACACUUUGAAUGGUCCAGUGGAGUGAACACAAAGUGCUUUUCACAGUCUGGACACUUGAGACACUUGGCAAAUAAAGUGCUCCCGUUUUGGUUUCUUUAGUAUGUACAUGCAUGUUUCAAAACAGUAGUUUUAUCAGUUAUGUCCGGGCAGCAUUUUAUCUGAAAAAGUAAUAACUUAUAAAAGUCCUGGAUGCAUUCUUAAACAGCCCAUGAUAUGAAUAUCAAAGAAAGCUUCUCUUUCUUUUUGUGUUUAAUUGUGUGUCCCAUGGCCAUGUUGCUGCACACAUGCACUCUGGGCCAGGAAUUUCACUGAACAUACCUGGUUUCAUUUAAGAACAGAGUUCAUUAGUCGCUGUGAUGACAUUGAACACUGAGACGAAACAGUGGGUCUAUUGUCAAACCUCAAUGCUGGAUUAUCUCUCUUAUCGGUUGCAUUUUUUUAAAGGAGGCUGCAGAAGUGGACCUUCCCAAAAACUGGGACGGGCUAAAUAGUCUCUCUGGAUCCCUUAUCUUAUUACAUUAACUUGGACGGGAGAAUCUCGGCGCACAGUGUUCACCUGCAGAAGCAGAAGAUGGUUUUUCUAACAACAAAAAUGAUGGAGAAAACGGCACUGUUUUUGUCGUUUGGGAGCUACGUCACUACUCUGAUCACUGCUUUUUUACCCCUGUGGAAAACGAUGAACUCUGAUCUCAACGAGGUGGAGAACUGGUUUUCAGGGCUUUGGCUCACCUGCCUCUACACGGAAGAGAAGGGGAUUCAGUGCAAGGCCUAUGAUUCUGUCCUGGGUCUGCCGGUGGAUCUUCAGAUCUCCAGAGUCCUCGUCUUGAUAUCCAUUGGAACUGGAGGAUUUGCCCUGUUGACUGGCUUUCUAGGUCUGGAGGAGGUUGGCAUGUGUGUGACGAAGCCAGAAGUAAAACGACGGCUCUUCAUCUUCAGCGGAGUGAUGACCUGGGUGUCGGGACUCACCUCUCUGGCUCCUGUUUCCAUAGUGGCGUACACAACGGUGGUGGACUUCUGGGAUGAAGGUUUCCCUGACGUGAUGCCUCGGUGGGAGUAUGGCGAGGCGAUGUUCUCUGGAUGGUUCGGGGGUCUGGGCCAGGUCAUCGGAGGAACUCUGUUCUUUGUGGCCGUGUGCAUGGGGGACUAUGACCUGCAAAGACUGAAUGUUCCUGUCAGUCCAGAGCAGAAGCCCAGGACAAGGUACUACCUGAAGACAGAGGUUCUUUAGCUGUCUGUGUCACAUCCAGAUUCAA
Molecule: messenger RNA, 2057 nt
Organism: Gambusia affinis (western mosquitofish)
Lineage: Eukaryota; Metazoa; Chordata; Actinopteri; Cyprinodontiformes; Poeciliidae
Gene: cldn26
Product: claudin 26
Exons: 1
Coding region: 1376-2032 (218 amino acids)
Biological process (GO): cell adhesion; bicellular tight junction assembly
Cellular component (GO): bicellular tight junction; plasma membrane
Molecular function (GO): structural molecule activity
Source: RefSeq, a predicted model, not a curated record